GAUCAGCAGGUAGUUGAGUUCGGAAGUGAUAUAAAGGCGUGUCGUGGUACCAAGUGAGCUUAACGCACCUGGACGACGAACAGGAAACAACCAAGUUCAUCGUAGUUUGUCGGCUAACCCGGCCAGGGUGUUGUUCCUGCCACACCACGCUAUACCAUCAUGUUGGUGUGGACGUUAUUGCUGGGACUAACAACGAGUCUUUUGGUUAAUGGAGCACGACCAGAUCCACCAGCAUCCGGUAUUACGACUGUAGGCUCACUAAAACUAGCAAAUGCCGAAGAUUGUGCGGGAGUAGUUGCGUUUUCCGCUAUUUCGGGAGUCAAAACCGAUAAUCAACUUAAAUUCUCAAAGACGCUAGUCAAUAGAGGCGUCGGAUAUGUAACUGAAACAGGAAUAUUUACAACCCAUUGCCCCGGACUUUAUCAAUUUAGUGCAGCUGGAUAUGGAAGCGCUGAUUUAAAACUUACAUUAAAACGUAAAGAAAAUAAAUCUGACAGUUGGAUUCCCAUUGUGUCCACGGGAACAGGCGGUGGUUCGAAUCUAGUUUUAAUAGAUUCGGAAAUCGGUGAUCAGUUUGCUGUUUUCAUUGACGCUGGCAAAUCAAAUGAAGGAACGUCUUUCUCUGGUUACCGAGUCGCUAAAAAGUGAAGACUUUUUAUACAGAAAUGAACAGAAAAUAUAAAUACGACUCGGUAAAAAAUAAUAUUAUCUAUAUGGUCACUGGAUUAAAAUAAGGCCGUCGUAAGCCUGAUCGGAACAUUCCCACCAAGAAACGUUUAAAUUAAAUAACAAAAAGAAAACAAUUGUUAAUAAUUGUUGAGAAAUCAAUAGGGAGAGAUUUUAAAUUUCUAACGAGAUUUUAAAUUAACCGCAUUGAUGCUGCGAGGGAACCAUCUCAUCAUCACCAGCGAGACUCUGACCCAAUAAAAAAAAUAUUUUUUUACGGGAAUUAUACACACAACUGUAAAAAUAUUUUUGGGUUGGAAAAUGACAAGCCCAGCGAUAAUCGCGAAGCAUGAAGUAGGGUAAAACUUGUCAUGCCGAACUCCGGAUUUGUUACACUACUACUCCCGAUGUACCUUUAUAUGGCUUUAAAAAAUUAGAGUUUACACUUUGGUUUUUUUUUUUUUUUUUUUUUUUUCUUUUUCUUUUUUAGUUCUGUAAUACACAAUUUAUUUUUA
Microplitis mediator is the source of this 1181-nucleotide messenger RNA. RefSeq lists its product as uncharacterized. The coding region runs from base 160 to 648 and encodes 162 amino acids. Gene Ontology annotation, molecular function: protein binding. The record is from RefSeq and is a predicted model, not a curated record. The transcript is spliced from 3 exons. NCBI's taxonomy places the organism in Eukaryota, Metazoa, Arthropoda, Insecta, Hymenoptera, Braconidae.